ACCUGUUCCCCAGCAUUCUCCGCUAUUCCGCUCGUUGCAGCGCCCUCAAUUCGCUGCCCGUUCCGCCCAGCACCGUUCAGACGGCACGCUGCAUCCCGCGCCGCAUUCGAUCGCUCUCGCUUGCGUUAACGGUCUCCCCUUCCGCGCUCCUCUCCCCCCACCCUCCCUCCGCGAUCCCCGCUGCUCCUCUUCUCCCCCCUGCGCCGCCCGCUUUCCCCAUUCGCCCGUCUCGUCGCCCGGCGCGCUGCCAGCGAUGAAUCGCCCGUCGCCGGCCGCCGCCGCUGCGACCCUGGCUGUCGCCGGCCUCGGGGGGGGGGACCGGGUGGGCGCCAGGGGCGGAAGGGUGGACGCCGCCGCGGAUUGCGAGAUUGCGGAGGCGGCGGAUGGUCGCGUUGGCGGGGGGAAUCGGCGCAGCAGAGGCGCACGAUGUGAUCGGGGGAGGGGGAGGGGGGCGGGGAAUGCGGGAGAGGGUGGGCGAGGGGUGGAUGACGGUUGACGGCGGGGAGGUGCCACAGUGUGCGCGCCGGGGGGGACUGGUGGAGGGCGGGUGCACUGGAUGUGGCUGGAGCUUGGCUCGCUGGGCUGUGGGGCAUUGGCUGUGGGGUGGUAGAGGGGGGAGCGCACAAGUAUCGGUGCAAGGUCUAGUGCGAGGCGUGUUCAUGCCUCUUGCAUUGCAAGUAGUGCUCCCAACGACUCUCCCCUCGCACUCACCAACAACCACUCCCUCCUGCCCUCCUUCCCUUCCCCACAUCCCCCCUCUUCCCCCCCGUUCUCUCCCCCCCCCACACACAGCGCCCUCAUCCCCCUCCUUCUCACCGGCAGCAUCGCCCCGUGCCGCGUCGCCGCCCUCCCAUUCACCGCGCCCCUUCCCCUUCUUCCCCCGACCCGCCCCCCGUCUCCUCGCUCUCCUCAACCAGCGUCUCCCCCGCGCCCUCCUUCCCCCCCCCCGCUCUCGCCUGCUCGCGCUGCUCCUCCUCCUCGCCCUGGCCAUGCUGCUCCUCCUGCUGCGUCCCUGGGCCCAUCACCGCACGUCCUCAGCGCCAGCCCCCUCCGCGCCCGCUGCACUCACCACCCACGGCGCCCCCGCCCAGCAGCCCCUGCUGCAGCGCCUGCUGCGGCGGCAGCAGCAGCUGCAGGGGCAGCAGGCGUGGGGGCACCUGCACCAGGCGCUGCUGCUGCCACUGCACCAACGCCUCUCACGCUGGUCGCUAUUCGCCUCACUCUUCAACCACGUGCGUCUGGGAGCGGGUCGCCUUCUCUUCGUGAACGGCUCUCUCCCCCCCUCCGCCCUCCCCUCGCCCUCCCUCCCCCUCUCUCCCUCGCCGUGGCUGGAGGGGGGGGGGAGGCUGGAGGAGUGGGGGGGCGGAGAGGAGCAGGGGCGCAGGGUGGCAUGGAGGGGGGUGAGGGGGCGGGCAGCGGCGUGUGUGGCUUUAAGAGACGAGUUCGAUGCCGCCCGGGAUGGGUACCAGCGAGCCCUUCAGCUGUACCUUCAGAGCCUGCUGCCCGCGCUCUCCCCCGCCUCCCCUUCUGCCCCCCACCCCCCCUUCAACUCUCCUCCAUCUGCUCUGCGCUCCUCCCUCUCGGCCCUGCGCCAGCGCUUGCUAAAGGAGUGUGCUUAUAGCGGGGACGAGCUGGACCUGCCAGCAGGGGAGAGAGGCGAGGAGAGACUGCGGGAGGAGGAGAGCAGGGGAGGGGGGGUGGGAGAGAGAGGGCAAAGGGACGGCAGGGGGGGUUUGUUAGAGGCAGACGGUGGGGUGCGGUGCAGGGGGGGCGAGCAGGGGAGGGAGGCGCGGGAGUGUGUGGGCGUGCGGGGGGACGUGCCGCUAUGGCAGCGGCGGCGGGAGCUGUUUCCGCGGGCCGCUGUGGGCGUGUCAGUGCUGCUGCAGUUCUUCAAGCAGCCCGACACCAUGCAACCCCUCGUGUCGCGCCUGCACGCAUGUGCGCUCAAGGGGGGGCCACAUGGGGGCGCGGGUAGUGGCAGUGAGGCUGGGGGUGCUGGGGCCGAGGCAGCUGCUGGUGGGGGCGCGGGUGGGGGCGUGGAAGCAAGGCAGGGGGAGGAACAAGGGAGUGGGAAUGGAGGUGGUGGGGAGACAGGAUGGGAGGUGUGGGAGGGGUUGGGAGGGGAGGUGACGUGGGAUGAGGGGGGUGCAGAGGGGGGUGCAGAGGGGGGUGCGGAGGGGGGUGCAGCAGAUGAGGGGAGGGAGGGGAGGAGGGGAGGGGGAAAGCCAUGGACGCUCGUGAGGGAUGGCAUGGCAGGGGGACCGCCAGCCAUGGGGGGCACGGAGAGCCGCAGUGGCCGAGCGGACAGCGGGCGAGCGGGCAGCGGGCGGGCGGAGUAUACAAUGCAGCUGGCAGUGACUGCGGAUGAGCCGUCCGCGUGGCCGUACUGGCUGCACCUGUGGCGGGCCACGGGGGGUGGCCACCCACCACCGUCACCAGAGCUGGCCACACACCCAGCUGCCCACCCUGCCAAUGCCACACCCACACCAACCCCCCCCUCCCCCUCGGCCUGGUGCGGGCACCGCUGCGUGCAGUCGUCCUUCCUGCGGGUCAUCUUCCGCCACAACACCCACGAGGUCUUCGGCUUCAACCGCGCCGCCUCGCCCUCCCUCUCCCCCUUCCUCGCCCUCCUCCAAGACGACGACCUGCCGCCCGCCUCCUGCCGCUGGCUGCACUCGAUCCUGCGCUCCCUCUCGUCGCGCCCCUCAGUAGCAGCCGUGGGCUACCGCACGGGCAAGGUGGAUGUGGACAGCCGCGGGGGAGAGGGCGUGCACGCGUUCCAGCGCCGGGCAAGGAACCUGUGGGCGCAGCCAGAGAGGGAGGGGCGGUCGGGGGCGCGCGGGUACAUGGCGGGCGUGGUGGACGUGGGGCCCAUGGUGGUGCGGCGAGGCGUGUGGGAGCACAUGGGCGGGCUGGAUGAGGGCAUGUCGACGAGGGGGCAGAGUGCCAUGAUGACGGACUGGGCGAUGGCCUUCCAUGUGUGGAUGGGCGCCCACAAGCUGCUGCACAUGGCAUGGGAGGGCGGGCAGGGCAUGACGUCAGCGGGGCGGGGGGGCACGCAUAAGGGCGGGCAGAGGGGGUUGAGGGAGAUGCAGAAGGUGGUGGGGCGGGCGGUGUUUGAGCGCCACGUGGUGGACCCCUAUGAUGCCCGGCAGCAGAGGGAGGUGCGGCGCGCCAAUAUGCUCCUCAUGCCCCUGCUGGACGUCUGGCACUGAUGCUGGCUGUGCUGUGCGGGCACAGUGGGGGGGCGGUGAGGGGGCAGUGAGGGGGCAGUGAGGGGGCAGUGAGGGGGCAGUGAGGGGGCAGUGAGGGGGCAGUGAGGGGGCAGUGAGUGGGCAGUGAGGGGGCAGUGAGGACAAGGCGCUGCUGGGACAUGGCACUGAGGGGUUGGUGCUGCUGGGAGGUUGGCGGAAUUGAGUGUAAGUGUGCUGCAGAGCAUUGCCCUUGUGUUGGAAAAACCUCGAGAACUUAAGUGUUUCUGAAGUGUAACACUACACUUGAGGAAAGUCGUAUCGGGUAUUAGAAUAAGUAAGUGACUAGAAUAGGACACAAGGGUAUAUAGACUAGGGUGUUGUACCCUCUAAGGCACAAACCAGUAUAGUCUACAGUAACCACCUAAGUUACAUUUGACACACCCCCUAGCCUAGACUAUAUAGGGGCAGUGCUUGACAAGCGAAUAAGCAGCUCAGGGCGGCACUACUAGUCCAGCCUCUGAGGCAAGGGUCUAAAGACCAGUCAAAAGGAGUACAUACAAGGCAAGAGCAAGACCAGGACGGCACUACUAGUCCAGCCACUGGGAGAGGCCACAAGGCCAGUCUGGGUAAUAUAUAGAAGGUCGGUAC
This is a messenger RNA of Closterium sp. NIES-67, 3842 nucleotides long. The record is from the annotation of a GenBank genome assembly. NCBI's taxonomy places the organism in Eukaryota, Viridiplantae, Streptophyta, Zygnematophyceae, Desmidiales, Closteriaceae.